Molecule: messenger RNA, 4419 nt
Organism: Ailuropoda melanoleuca (giant panda)
Lineage: Eukaryota; Metazoa; Chordata; Mammalia; Carnivora; Ursidae
Gene: KIF1C
Product: kinesin family member 1C
Exons: 22
Coding region: 731-3796 (1021 amino acids)
Biological process (GO): microtubule-based movement
Molecular function (GO): microtubule motor activity; microtubule binding; ATP binding
Source: RefSeq, a predicted model, not a curated record
UGUACGUCUCCCUUUCUUGGUGUCUGUGAUUUUCUAUUGCUCUUCUGCCCCUCUUCUUGCCACCGCCAGUGUCUUUGCCUCUGCGUCCCUCUCUCUGAACUGCUUUCUGUCUAGCCUCUCUCUCUCUUCUCUGUCUGGGCGUCCAGUACACUUGUGAGUGACGAGGAAUAAAAAUAUCACGGUCCCUGUCCUUGGAUUCACAUUGCUUUCAGCCACUCGGGAGGGACCGCCACUUUCCCCUUUUCUAACCUUACCCCCUGCCCCUGCCCUCCAGCCGCGGAACCCCCGACCCACUUCUGGAGCCACAGGUGCCUCCUAACCACUCUUCCCCCACAACCAGGGUUUCCCCCACAGCCCCAGCUGGUGUGGCCAGGCCCCAAGGGUAGGAUGGGGCUUCCCCUACGAGGGCCGGUGGCAGCCAGAGCUGAUACAGCCCCCUUGGUCUGGGGCCAGGACGCCAGCUAAGGAGGGUGAGAGUCGGGAACCAUGGCUGGCGCCUCGGUGAAAGUGGCAGUGAGGGUUCGGCCCUUCAACGCCCGUGAGACAAGCCAGGGUGCCAAGUGUGUGGUCAGCAUGCAGGGCUGCACCACCUGUGACCAUCAUCAAUCCCAAACAGAGCAAGGAUGCCCCCAAAAGCUUCACCUUUGACUACUCGUACUGGUCCCACACUUCGGCCGAGGACCCCCAGUUUGCGUCUCAGCAGCAGGUGUACCGGGACAUUGGAGAAGAGAUGUUACUCCACGCUUUCGAAGGCUACAACGUGUGCAUCUUUGCGUAUGGGCAGACCGGCGCUGGGAAGUCGUACACCAUGAUGGGGCGGCAGGAGCCAGGGCAGCAGGGCAUCGUGCCCCAGCUCUGCGAGGACCUCUUUUCUCGCGUGAAUAAGAACGAGAGUGCUCAGCUCUCCUAUUCUGUGGAGGUGAGCUACAUGGAGAUCUAUUGUGAGCGGGUGCGGGACCUCCUAAACCCCAAGAGUCGGGGCUCUCUGCGGGUCCGGGAGCAUCCCAUCCUGGGCCCCUACGUGCAGGACCUGUCGAAGCUGGCCGUGACCUCCUAUGCAGACAUUGCUGACCUCAUGGACUGCGGGAACAAGGCUCGGACCGUGGCCGCCACCAACAUGAACGAGACCAGCAGCCGCUCGCAUGCCGUGUUCACCAUCGUCUUCACACAGCGCUGCCACGACCAGCUCACGGGGCUGGACUCAGAGAAGGUCAGCAAGAUCAGUUUGGUGGACCUUGCUGGCAGCGAGCGGGCUGACUCUUCGGGGGCCCGGGGCAUGCGUCUGAAGGAAGGUGCCAACAUCAAUAAGUCCCUGACGACUCUCGGGAAAGUGAUCUCGGCCCUGGCAGAUCUGCAAUCGAAGAAGCGGAAGCCGGAUUUUAUCCCUUACAGGGACUCUGUGCUCACGUGGCUCCUCAAGGAGAAUCUGGGUGGGAACUCACGCACGGCCAUGAUCGCGGCGCUGAGCCCCGCAGACAUCAACUAUGAGGAGACCCUCAGCACACUCAGGUACGCUGACCGCACCAAGCAGAUCCGCUGUAACGCCGUCAUCAAUGAGGACCCGAACGCCCGGCUGAUCCGAGAGCUGCAGGAGGAGGUGGCCCGGCUGCGGGAGCUGCUGCUGGCUCAGGGGCUGUCGGCCUCCGCUCUGGGAGGCCUGAAGGUGGACGAGGGGAGUUCCGGAGGUGCCCUGCCAGCUGUGUCGUCCCCCCCAGCCCCGCCUUCACCCUCACACCCCUCCACACACAACGGCGAGCUGGAACCCUCAUUCUCCCCCAAUGCUGAGCCCCAGAUUGGGCCCGAGGAGGCCAUGGAGAGGCUGCAGGAGACGGAGAAGAUUAUCGCCGAGCUGAACGAGACAUGGGAAGAGAAGCUACGUAAGACGGAAGCCCUGAGAAUGGAGAGAGAAGCGUUGCUGGCUGAGAUGGGGGUGGCCGUCCGGGAGGACGGGGGAACUGUGGGCGUCUUCUCUCCAAAGAAGACGCCGCACCUGGUGAACCUGAACGAAGACCCGCUCAUGUCCGAGUGUCUGCUCUACCACAUCAAAGAUGGCGUCACCAGGGUGGGCCAGGUAGAUGUGGACAUCAAGCUGACCGGGCAAUUCAUUCAGGAGCAGCACUGUGUGUUCCGGAGCAUUCCUCAGCCGGAUGGAGAAGUGGUGGUCACCCUGGAGCCUUGUGAAGGGGCCGAGACCUACGUCAACGGGAGACUGGUGACCGAGCCCCUGGUGCUGAAGUCAGGGAAUAGGAUCGUGAUGGGCAAGAACCACGUUUUCCGCUUCAAUCACCCGGAGCAGGCGCGGCUGGAGCGGGAGCGAGGGGUGCCCCCGCCCCCCGGGCCGCCCUCCGAGCCCGUCGACUGGAACUUUGCCCAGAAGGAGCUGCUGGAGCAGCAGGGCAUCGACAUCAAGCUGGAGAUGGAGAAGAGGCUGCAGGACCUGGAGAACCAGUACCGGAAGGAGAAGGAGGAGGCUGACCUCCUGCUGGAGCAGCAGCGACUGUAUGCGGACUCGGACAGCGGCGAUGACUCGGACAAGCGCUCCUGUGAGGAGAGCUGGCGGCUCAUCUCCUCGUUGCGAGAGCAGCUGCCCCCGACCACGGUGCAAACCAUCGUCAAGCGCUGUGGCCUGCCCAGCAGCGGCAAGCGCAGGGCCCCUCGGAGGGUCUAUCAGAUCCCCCAGCGGCGGCGGCUGCAGGGCAAGGACCCCCGCUGGGCCACCAUGGCCGACCUGAAGAUGCAGGCCGUGAAGGAGAUCUGCUACGAGGUGGCACUGGCCGACUUCCGCCACGGGCGGGCCGAGAUCGAGGCCCUGGCCGCGCUCAAGAUGCGGGAGCUGUGUCGCACCUACGGCAAGCCCGAGGGCCCCGGGGACGCCUGGAGGGCCGUGGCCCGGGAUGUGUGGGACACGGUGGGCGAGGAGGAAGGCGGCGGCGGCGGCGAGGAGGGCGCCCGCGGGGCCGAGGUGGAGGACCUGCGGGCUCACAUCGACAAGCUGACGGGGAUCCUGCAGGAGGUGAAGCUACAGAGCAGCAGCAAGGACCGCGAGCUGCAGGCCCUGCGGGACCGCAUGCUGCGUAUGGAGAGGGUCAUCCCGCUAACCCAGGAUCACGAGGAUGAGAACGAAGAAGCCAGGGAAGCCGCCUGGGCCGCGCCCCCGGGGUCGGAGGAGGCGGCGGAGGAAGCACCCGGCGAGCGCGCGCCCCAGGCCCCAGCGGCGCGGCCCUCGUCGCCGCCCCUGUCCAGCUGGGAGCGGGUGUCGCGGCUCAUGGAGGAGGACCCCGCCUUCCGCCGGGGUCGCCUGCGCUGGCUCAAGCAGGAGCAGUUGCGGCUGCAGGGACUGCAGGGCGCGGGGGGCCGGGGCGGGGGACUGCGCCGGCCCCCCGCCCGCUUCGUGCCCCCUCACGACUGCAAGCUGCGCUUCCCCUUUAAGAGCAACCCCCAGCACCGGGAAUCGUGGCCGGGGGCGGCGGUCGGGGAGGCCCCCGUGGCGCCCCAACCCCCGGAGGAGGUCGCGCCCCUUCCGGCAGCCCCCGCGCGCCGGCCCCCGAGUCCUCGGAGGUCCCACCGGCCCCGCAGGAACUCCCUGGACGGAGGCGGCCGGUCCCGGGGAGGCGGGUCCGCGCAGCCCGAACCCCAGCACUUCCAGCCCAAAAAGCACAACUAUUACCCCCAGCAGCCCCAGCCGUACCCGGCGCAGCGGCCUCCGGGGCCCCGCUACCCGCCCUACACCACUCCCCCGCGCAUGAGGCGCCAGCGCUCGGCCCCUGACCUCAAGGAGAGCGGGGCCGCCGUGUGAGCCCAGCCCGGCCGGGGGGCAGGGGGAAGCCGAGCCGGGAGCAGAGCAGCCGCCGGAGCCGCCGCUGCCCCAGGAGCCCGGGGCAGGGAGGCGACAGGUGGGCGAGAAGGUCCGAGUAGGUGCUGGACGGCGUGGGAGAGGCUGGGCCGGAGGCUGGAGGAAGGGAGCGCGCACGGAGUUGCCCGGAGCGAACCAAAGUGAAGGAAGAGGAUGGGAGCUGCCUCGGGGCGCCCCUCGCAGGGGGGGUCCCCACAAAUGCUGCUAGGGGUGGGGUGGGGGGCUGGGGUGCUGCGUAGCCAAUGUUUGACUUUCUUUUCAACUGGGGCAAAGGGGAGAGGACCUAGGGUGAGGCGUGUUCUCUUCCGGGCCCCUGUCCGUCUGUCUGUCUGUGGUGGGCUUCUGUUUCCAGGGAGGUGAGGCGUCGCGCGAUCGCAAGUCAUUCCCCUCCCCUUCCAGGCCUCCUGCUAUAUUUGGGGGACCUGUCUGGAUUCUGGUUUGGCUGGGGUCCCGUGAGGAUGUGGGGCCCUUCAAUAAAGGAUAGCAAACACAGGGAGCUUGGUGCUGGUUUGGUUUGGGUUUUAACGGAGGUGUAGAUUAUCUAAGUAAAAAUGCACAGAUUCUAA